Cladocopium goreaui is the source of this 2303-nucleotide messenger RNA. NCBI's taxonomy places the organism in Eukaryota, Dinophyceae, Suessiales, Symbiodiniaceae. The record is from the annotation of a GenBank genome assembly.
UGCAACUCAGAGCAAUCAUGGCGUCCGAUGAAGGGUCCCCGCCGAUGUCCCCCGGCAUCCUGGAAGCCAGCAAAGAACUGGAAGAGAUCAUUCAGGACAUUGCGGAAGACCCAUCGCUGAUCAACACCGAAAAUGUUCGACUCGAACUCCUAAGGCGCUACGAUUUGGCACGCCGAGAUGCUGGGAGCGCCACUUUGAGUCGCUGCAUCCGAGUGAUGAAAGAUCAGAGCAGAAGUGGAGCUACCAAGGUAGCCAUGAUGAAGGUGCUCGACUACCUUAUGGAUGUGAAAAAUGGCAUGUUGGCAGAUGCGAUAGCAGAAGACAGAAAACUGGAGUUCUUCAAAAACAACGCGAAGAAGACCAAGGAGAAAGAACGACGAAAACGUCGUCCCAAAGACAUUGAGAUGCUUCAGGCCACCUUGGAGCUCUUUGACAAAUGGGGCCGACGCUACGAGGGCUCUGCACCUGGCACCGGGGCGGCCAAGAUCGCAGCCACCUGGAGAGAGCUGAUGAAGGAACAGAUACAAUUCCACCAGCCCUAUGAGUAUUUGACCCUGGCGCCCGCCCCUGCGGAUGCUGGAGCGUUUAGUAUGGCCGCCCCAGCUGCUCCGUCAGCUUCCUCGAGUGACCUGAACGAAGCGACGCUGGGAAGGUUGGCAGAUGAAAUGCAGAGGGCGAUGGAACAACAUGGACUCCAAAGUGCAGAGUUUGGAGAAGCCCAGGCCCACUUUGAGUCGACAUUGGAGCAAUGGCAGCGUGCAGUAGAGUUGGCUGCAGAUGGCGACUCCGAGCGCUUCGCCCAACUCUUCGACGUGGUGAGUCGCUACGCGGAGAGGCAGCAGAACAUCAAGGCGGGUGCUGCUGCGCCAAUGGCCGCGGCACCGCUGGGCCCGGCAGCAACGACACCGGCAUCGCCCAGCACGUCUUGGGAUGAGGAGGCCCACGAGGGUCGACACAAGAAGAGCCACCGGCGCCGCCACAGCCGCGAGAAGCUGCCGGAGGUGGUAACACCAAGCUUUGGUGAAUGGCACGAUGGGGAAGAACAGGUCACGGGCGAACAAGGUUCCUUCGGUGGAAACUUCUCGUUGCAGUCCUUUCCAUCCUUUGGACCCGAUGGAGCUGGCUUCGCCUUGGACGGCUUCGGAAGCUUCGGUAACAUGGGAGGGGAUGGGCCGCCAGCCAUGGGCCCCAUGGCCCCCAUGGGGCCCAUGGGGCCCAUGGCUGGUUCUUUUGGCGAUGCGUCGAUGUCAACUGGAGGAUUUGGCCGCCCAAACUCCGAACCAAGUCACGCUGCGAUGUCGCAGCAUAGACAAAGUGAAGCCUCCGCCCCCUGGACCCCCGAGCCCACACCGGCGCCGGUGGCAGCGGUGGCAGCGGUGGCGGAGCCGGAGCCCUCGAGCCCGGAGACGCCGGGGGAUCACAUGGCGGAACUCUGCAGGAAGUUGGCGCUGGAGGUGCAGCACUUGAAGAGUCAAGCGGAGACCACCUCAGAUCUGGAGCUGAAACUGCAGGCAGCGCAGAGACGCAUCCAAGAGUUGGAAGCACAGGAUACGGACAAGUCCAAGGAUGAUGCGGUCGUCAGUGCGUUGCGUGAUGCCAACAUGCAGAUGCAGGCUGAGUUGGACCAGCGUGGAUUCGACCUGGCUGCUGCCAGAAAACGGGCCCUGGAGGCCGAGCGCCAGCUCGCGGAGAAGGACGAGGUCUUCUCGGACACCUGUCAGCGACUGCUCGACGCCCAGCGGCGCAUCGCACAGUUGGAAGAUCAGUUGGCGAAGGAAGCGGAGGUGCAACAAUCUCUGGAGGAUCGCCUACAAGGUGCAAAAGCUCAGCAAACGGCUUCAGAGCUGGAGUUGAAGCAGGUGAGACACGCCCUGAGAUCGGUCACGGGCAUCGAGCAGAGCAGUCGCAGGAGCAGCAUCCCCUAUGGUGGCUUUCCCGGUGGAGCUGGUGACCGGAGUGACCGGAGCCAGCUCCCUGGAUCGCCCACGGUGAACCAUGCAGAUGAGUUGGCAUCCUCGAUGACUCAGAAGACCUUCAGGCGAGAAGGAGAAGAGUUACCAUCUGCGCCAUUGGUGCCUCGGAGCUCCCUGCAGACCUGGCAGCAAACAGUGCGGAUGUGGAGCCCACCUGGAGCGCUGCUGAGGCGGCCCGCUUCGCAAGAGAUUGCCAUCAGCACUGCGGCGCAUUUCCGGGAGCUCUUGGGCAAGAAGCAAGGCAUUCUCUAUGAGGAUCACCAGGCAGAACCUGCAAAUCCGCCGUUUCUGGGAUGGGUAGAUACUAAGCAUUCCAAUUUUUGUGAGUGA